AUGUCUGGCAGCGGCGUUGAGCAUGAUUCUAGCGCCCGGAAUCACAAGCCGCUUCCGUUUGGGCGACAAUCGUCUGCGCCCGCCUAUAGCCAAUCCCCGCACGACAACUCCUCUCCAUUUGAUGUAUCACCGAUCGCACACCUCUCUCCUCUCGCGUCUCUCGGGGGCACCACGUAUUCCUCUCUUCGAUCAGGCCUCGAUCCCACCCUAUCCGCCUCCACAAAUCAUCUUCCUUCGAGCAGUCACUUCAAAGCCGGUGGGGAUGAGUCUCCCGACCCGGACGAAUUCUAUCGACAGCGUGACGAGUUAGAACCCAACCCGACGGGCGAUUUCGGCGAUGUGACAACGGGCGCCAGUAACAGCAUGGCGACGGGCUGUCGCAACCCAAAUGACAGGGUGUCUUCCCUGCCUGCAAACGUGGUGGAUCCAUCACGCUCCAGACGGCCGACCUACCGUUCCACCUCUGAUUCACCAACAUUGGGAGGUCACUCAGGCAGUGCAUCUCGAAAUGUUCCCAACGUCAGACACCGAAAUACCUCUAUCAGAGACCUCGUCAGCAAGUUCGAAGAGAAGGCUGACCAGGUCCUCCCUCUCCCCUCCGCCUCCCGACCGUCUUCAAGAGCUGCCAGCCCGGCUGGCAGUGCUGACGGCGCAGAUCGUUCACGUCUCGCUCCUCGUCGUCAACUGCGAGACUGCCUGCCGCCGAUUUCCGUAACGAACAACCCGAGACUGCAAUCUGAUUUCACGCCAGCAUCGCCUGAUGUCGAGAGACUGGGGGAAACAAACGCUGUUAUACCACCACCUCUCGUCGAGCGGAUACCGAUCUCUCACCCUCGGCGGCCUUUGUUUGGUGAAUUGCUCUCUGUCGACACCCAGCUGAAUAAUUUGGGAUACGGUAUUCCUGCACAUCUGAGACGUCGGGGCUCGGACGGCAGUAUUCCAAGUCCUAACCCGGCCUUUGCCGAGUUUUCUAAUCCACCCUCUGUCCGAUCACCGCAGACUCCCACUGCGUGGUAUCUCGGGCAGGCGGGCUCUUUAGAAGCCGUGAGCAUAGCUGCAAACACAGCACAUCAGCGCAUGAACGGACAUCGCAGAGUGCGGAGUGAUUUAUCUGCGAACACUCAGAAGGAGCCCCUUGCUGAACCUUGGGCUUACGACAUGGCUGUUUCAGUGCCCUUGCAGCCAGGGGAUGGAUCGCCCGGAAGCCCAAAUUCCAAGUCCCGCAUUCCUGUUUCCUCGCACCGCCUCGUCACUGCUUCCGGCCCCGAGAGCCUCUCAUCAGACGCCAAUAACCCGACAUUCAGCAACCGCUCGAAUGCCACUCCUUUGGCCCCGAAGGGUUCCAGCCGCCUUCCUAAACCGUCACUGAAGGAUAGUCCACCCCGCAUGACGGAAGAUGGUUCCACCUCGUUUGCGAUGACAGCUCGUGGCAGGCGGGAUACGGCAAUUGGCCGAACCCGUACUCAGGUACCCGAACGGAACCGGCAUCUUCAGGCCUACAUUUCCGUACCUCCUCCUAAGAAAUCUCCACCACUACGCAGCUCCCGACCUCGACAGCCGGUAUCUCAAGGUGUUCCGACCUCGCCACGCUCCAGAGUCGGUGAUCGGGUUUCGUCAUUACAAAGGUCUGCCGAUCUUGAUACUGAGGCACGCAAUACUCGGCCGCGACAACGCCGAAUUCCCGAAUUGGGAAAUGUUGAUUUCGAAACUCGGCGACAACGGAUCCAACAAGCAUUCAAUCGAACAGUCCAGGAGAAUGAGCGAAAAGAAGAGGAGGCUGCAGAACUUCGACGGCGACGCUCUCAAAACCUCGAAGCGGGUAUUGACAAGGUUGAAUCUCCAUCGGAUGAGAAGACAUUGACCCCCGCUACGACGGCCAAGCUUAUCCCGCCGCCUGUCGAGAUGGCUACUCUUGUAAAAGAGUCGACCGGGACUCCCGGUCACAACAAAGAAACCCGCAGUGUCCCUCAACUAAAUUUGGUUACGGUUAUCGAUCCUCCAAACGACGAUGCACCACACACCACCAUGGAUUCUCCCACACUGGGAGUCCCAGAUGGAGUGCCUCGAGAAUCGCGCGGUGCCGUGCCAGUCACCGCCAUUAAAAUCGGCUCCAAUGAAACCCACUUCACACGUUUCGGCCCUGAAUCCCAAUCCGAGUUGAUUGAGAGGAAGCCCAGCACAGAUCAUCGUACAUUGUUGGACCACAUCAUGCAAAUUCGCGAGUCCAGUGACAGCGACUCGUGUGAUGAACCGGACUGCAGCAUGUCGGAGAAUGAUGACAAGCAAUCAAUUCAAAUUAUGCUCCAUGAUACGACCUACUUCCAUUCCACAAGCAGGACCGAUAAUGAAGAGCCACGGCACCUCGCCCGGCACUCACAAGCCGCUCAACACCAGACCAGAUGGAGCUUAAGCUCCUGGACUUCUUCGGUACACAAUCAGAAUGAUACAUGCGACGAAGAAUGCGACGAGAGUGGUGAUGACCUGGUCCUUCAGAUGCCGCCGCCAGGACAGGAGGAGCCACCCACUCAGACGUGCUCAGCUGCCUCAACCAGUCCGCCAUCAGAUAACGAUCCUCCGAUCCAGGAUCUCGGUGUGAUGGGCCCUGCAACCCUCAACAAUACGCCGCAACUGCAACCCUCCGGCGUCUUUUCUACUCCUCCAAGCCUGGCCAGGCAAGGCAGAUGGGACUCGCGUCGAGCGACCCAGCUAUAUCUGGAGGAAUUGACGAGGGGCAAGAACAACAACAGUACUCGUCUUCCUCCCAUGCGGACCUCCCAGGAUUACAGCUCUCUUGAAGUGGACACCCGUGCGCAGGAUCAAGCGGAUAGCUUGACAGAUGACGGAGUUGUCGUUCCUAGAUUCGAGGAGAAGCCAAUGCAUGAGCGUCUCCUCCACGGUGCAAGCUUGGUCGGUCGCGAAGACUGGGAGAAUGCUUCUCCGUCCAUUAUGGACUGGAUGCAUAUCGCCGCAGAAGAUGAAGAAGUCACACCUGCUCAUGAAAAGCCAGGGUUUAUCAAUGAUGGUGUGCCCACCCCCACGCCGCAUCUGAUGAUGUCUAUAGCUGAGCUGGAAGGCUCUAACGAUCCAAACGCAGGUCUUGGAUUGUCCGUCAAUCGUCAAGCCGCAUACGAACUUCAGCGCAGGCCAGUGGAACUCCCCGCUGAGACUGAAAGUGCCAGUGAGGAGUCUCGGACCAUUCAGGCACCCCAUUCUGUCUCGGGCCGAGUUCCUACUCUACGGGACCCUACGCUCAGUACUGGAAGCAGCGCGGACUCUUCAUUCCAACGCGUCGAAUCUACACAGUCUCCACUAGCUGCGGAUUCCUCGGCUACCUCGCUUGCUCCAUCGCUCGAGCAUCCGGCGCUCGUGGAGCCAAAAAAAUCACCCUCUCCAGAGCAGCGUCGUCUGAAGAAGCGACGUCACAUCAUCAAAGAACUGGUUGAUACUGAGUAUACGUUUGGCCGAGACAUGAAGGUUGUCGACGACAUCUAUAAGGGCACAUCUAGCUCUUGCCUGGAUCUCUCCGCAGAUGAUGUGAAGGUCCUAUUUGGCAACUCCGACCAAAUUGUUCAAUUCUCCAUGAGCCUUCAGGAUGCACUGAAGAAGGCUGCUCGAAGUGUCUAUAUCAUGCCAAGGUCUCAGCGCUGGGCCAGCAGACGCACUACCCGGAACACCCAACCUGGUGCCAUGGGAGAUGAUGAACAAUUCAAUGCAGAUACCGGCAUCUCGGGGGUCGAGAAAGACCGUGCUACUACCCUUGGCGCGGCAUUCUUGACCCACAUGAGUGGAAUGGAAAAAGUGUACACCGAUUAUUUGAAGAAUCACGACGCUGCCAACAAAAAACUGCAGCUUCUUCAGCGCAACCCUAAGGUUGCUAUUUGGCUCAAAGAGUGCCGUGAGUGGGCAUCGGAUCUUACAAGCGCCUGGGACUUGGAUUCCUUGCUUGUAAAGCCUGUGCAACGCAUCUUGAAGUAUCCUCUUCUUCUCGCCCAGUUACUGGAAGCAACCCCUGACGAUCAUCCUGAUCGCGCAAGUCUUUCGUCUGCCUUGCAAGAUGUCACCAAUAUCUCUGUUCGUAUCAACGAGAUGAAGAAACGUGCGGAUCUUGUCACCCAGGUUGUGGGUCGAAAACGCAACCAGUCUGAUGUGCGAACUGGUCUGUCCAAGGCCUUUGGUCGCCGCACAGAGAAACUACGUCAGCAAGUUGGACUGUCUGAUAUGUACGAAGACCGGGACUACGACGCCCUCUCUGAAAAGUUCGCCGAACAAUACAUCCAAUUACAACUGAUGGUUCGUGAUGUGCAAGAUUACGUUGAAUCCACGAAGAGAUGGAUGAUCCAGUACGAUGAGUUUGCGAGCACCAUCGAAGGACUUCUCGACGUGCAUCAUUCUCCUUACCCGGAGCUGGACAGCAAGUGGCGCGGCUUCAGGAUGUCAGUUCUGGAUAUUAUCAGUAACGCCCUGCCUGAACAUGUUGACGUUGUCACGAAAUCUUGCAUUGAUCCCACUUCCAAGGUGAUUGCGCUAUAUACCGGGCCGGAGCGCGUGAUGAAGAAGCGACAGAAGCGGCUAUUGGAUUAUGGACGCUACAAGUCGAUCAUGGAGCGUGGAGAGAAAGCUGACAAAAAGACCACUGAGCAAGGCGAGCAAUUUAUUGCUCUGAAUGAGACUCUCAAGGAAGAACUGCCUCGGCUCUUUGCGCUUUCUGCCAAAUUCGGCCAAGCAUGCCUGAAGAACUUGGCUGAUAUUCAGCUCACUUGGUAUGCCAUCUUGCAGCAGAAGGUCGCACCCUUUGUAGAGGCCUUCCCAGAUGACAUGCAAAAGGUGAUCAGUGACUGGAACAGUGACUUCUCCUUCUCGGAAGCUCAGGUUCUCUCACUCGGCAUCUGCAAUGGCUCUGUCUUGAUCGACAGUGUGAAUCUUGUGAACUUCAAUACUCCGUCCACAAGAGACAUCACCUCUUCACGUCGCCCAUCGACGACUACCAGCUCCAAUCCCCGACCGCAGUCUUUCGCCGAAGACUCACCCAAGGUGUCCUACGACUACGGCACCAGCCAGUUGUUCCAGUCACCUCAUAUGGGUAGUCAAGCCGAUGCCCGCCAUCGGGCGGAUUCAUCCUUCUCUGCGCGCGCUCCACCAGACCCCUCAAACCACCUGGACGCGGGACGCAGCCACAGCCACAGCCAGUUGCUGCAAGAGGUGACCAACUCCAGUGGCACUAGCUCUCAACCUACCCAAUUCGAGGCCGAGUCGUUCCCGAGGCUUCCCAGGCUAAGUCUGGAUACUCCUUUCCUCGCCGACGUGAUCAAUGCGCCAUCGAGCGUGGUCCCCGCCGGUGAGCAAAAUCCGCCGACCUCUCCUGCUGGCCGCUACUCCAGCUUCUUCUCGUCAGCGAUGCCGAUGUCAGACACCCCUAGCGACGGGGGUGUCGCUCAAGAGGCUGCGCCUAUGGAACCCACCGUCCUGUUCCAUGUGGCCAGCCUCUACGAGUUCAAUAUCGACCGGUCACGUCGCGAGGCAGGUUAUCCAUACCUGACCUACGACACCGGCGAUAUUUUCGACGUCGUUGGCGAGAAGGGCGAGCUGUGGCUAGCACGGAACCAAGACGAUCCCACCCGUGAGAUUGGAUGGAUCUGGACGCGUCACUUUGCGAAGCUCUCUACCUAG
Penicillium cinerascens is the source of this 5667-nucleotide messenger RNA. RefSeq names its product putative Rho guanyl nucleotide exchange factor. Gene Ontology annotation, molecular function: guanyl-nucleotide exchange factor activity; protein binding. The transcript has 2 exons. Bases 1 to 5667 code for a protein of 1888 amino acids. Lineage: Eukaryota; Fungi; Ascomycota; Eurotiomycetes; Eurotiales; Aspergillaceae. The record is from RefSeq and is a predicted model, not a curated record. Gene Ontology annotation, cellular component: cytoplasm. Gene Ontology annotation, biological process: intracellular signal transduction.